GGCUCCGGCAGCCGGAAGUCCCGCCUGCCGAGUAGUCGUCGCUGCCACCGCCGCCGCCUCCGUUGUUGUUGUGGUCGCUACUCCGAAGUCCGCGGCUCAGCGAGCCGGCUCCGUCGCCUCCCGCCGCCAUGAAGUGGAUGUUUAAGGAGGACCACUCGCUGGAGCACAGAUGCGUGGAAUCCGCGAAGAUCAGAGCGAAGUACCCCGACCGAGUUCCGGUGAUCGUGGAAAAAGUCUCCGGCUCUCAGAUUGUUGACAUUGACAAAAGGAAGUACCUGGUUCCUUCUGACAUCACUGUGGCUCAGUUCAUGUGGAUCAUCAGGAAAAGGAUCCAGCUUCCUUCUGAGAAGGCAAUCUUCCUGUUUGUGGAUAAGACAGUCCCACAGUCCAGCCUAACUAUGGGACAGCUUUACGAGAAAGAAAAAGAUGAAGAUGGAUUCUUGUAUGUGGCUUACAGUGGAGAGAACACUUUUGGCUUCUGAGGACCAGUGCUGGGCUAGGUGCACCGUUCCUGCUUGUGUAUCUUGUAAAUAACUGGCUGUUUUCAGUUAUUCUACCAGAGCCUCCUCACAUAGACCUACUAGUGCAUUUGUAACUGGAUUUAUUUCUUAAUAUAUUGGAAGGGUUUAUUUCCUUAGAUUAGUAAAUUAUCAUACAGAGUUUUAUUUUCAGUUUUCUUUUUGUGCACUGUUUUCAUGGCUAUAUAUAUGCUCCGGGGAACCUGUCCUCUGGGAAUCAUAUUUAAUGAAGAUAUUUCCAUAAUGAAGGGAGGUAGGCGUGGCUUUGAAGUUAAAAGGAGGGGUAAUUCGUUAUUCUGGAUUAUGUUCCAAGUGAUAGAUGGCUGAGUAUUAAAAGCACCCAAAUUAAAUCCUUAGCAGUCAGAACACACUUGCUUCACUAGAUUUUGCCAACUGCAAAUCAUGUCAGACUGAGCUAAUCUGUUCUUUCUGAGACUAUUAAGGUAAAUAAUUAACAAUAAAAUUUUCUCUUCUAAAGGCA
Mesocricetus auratus (golden hamster) is the source of this 999-nucleotide messenger RNA. It is a transcript of the gene Gabarapl2, whose product is annotated as GABA type A receptor associated protein like 2. Lineage: Eukaryota; Metazoa; Chordata; Mammalia; Rodentia; Cricetidae. Gene Ontology annotation, cellular component: cytosol; autophagosome membrane; autophagosome. Gene Ontology annotation, biological process: autophagy of mitochondrion; macroautophagy; autophagosome assembly. The transcript has 4 exons. The record is from RefSeq and is a predicted model, not a curated record. Bases 129 to 482 code for a protein of 117 amino acids. Gene Ontology annotation, molecular function: ubiquitin protein ligase binding.